Messenger RNA from Portunus trituberculatus (swimming crab), 4498 nucleotides. Its product is annotated as kinesin-like protein KIF19. The record is from RefSeq and is a predicted model, not a curated record. Gene Ontology annotation, molecular function: microtubule motor activity; microtubule binding; ATP binding. The transcript is spliced from 23 exons. NCBI's taxonomy places the organism in Eukaryota, Metazoa, Arthropoda, Malacostraca, Decapoda, Portunidae. Gene Ontology annotation, biological process: microtubule-based movement. The coding region runs from base 418 to 3105 and encodes 895 amino acids.
GUCAGUGCCUCAGUGGUGUGUGUGCCGUCACAGCAGUAAGAUCAAGGUGCCUCGGGGACACUAUCCCCGGACUGUCGGGUCUGGAUGCACAGUGAAUGGCAGCGGGGUUGCCCAGCGUGUGGCUACGGAAGGAUCACCGCAGGACCUCGCGUGUGACCUGCAGGACACCCCUUUAUUACAUCCUAGUGUGAACCAUGACCUCCACGUGCACCUGAUUAUUGGCGACAGGUGCUGUGUGACUCUGUGGUGUGGUAGAUGCGGCCAGCACCUGGCGAUGGUGUGAUGCAAGAUGGGAGUCUGCUCCUCACACCCGCCAUGGUGACCUGGACACGUGGUGGCAACGACCGGGUCACGGUUCACGCAACACUCUUAUAAUACGUCGUCUUGCAUUAGUAUACUAUUCGUGGGCGACUCAAGAUGGCGGAGGCGAGAAAGCAAGACGUCAAGAAGAAGGCAGAGCAGCUCACGGUGGCGGUAAGGGUGCGGCCCCUGACCAACGAGGAGCGCCAACGAGGGUGUUAUCGCAUCCUGAAAGUGCUGGACGACAAGAUGCUGAUUCUGGUACAGCAGGCCACUGACAAGAAUGACCACCUGCGAAAGAAGAGGAACGAAGACAAGGAGUUUGUGUUUGAUUGCCUGCACGGGGAGGACUCUACUCAGAUAAAAGUCUACGAGGACACCACACAGUCGCUAGUCAAGGAUGUACUGGACGGGUUCACGGCAGCGGUGUUUGCCUACGGCCCUACAGGCGCUGGCAAGACCUACACGAUGGUGGGCACGCCGGAACAGCCUGGCAUCAUGGUGCAGGCCCUUAACGACCUCUUUCAGUGCCUCAACGACCCCUCCAGAACCACCAAGACCAAGAUCACUAUGUCGUACCUCGAGAUCUACAACGAGAACAUCCGAGACUUGCUUCAGCCGAGCGGCACUCUGGACCUGCGGGAGGACGCCAAGACAGGAGUGAUCCAGGUGGCGGGGCUGUCUGAGCGAGAAAUCUCCACCACCAAAGAGGUGAUGAAACUCCUGACGAAGGGCAACAAGGAGAGGACCUGUGAGCCCACCGCCGCCAACAAGACCUCUUCCCGCAGUCACGCCCUCCUUCAGGUCAAUGUGCGGAAGUCAACCAUCAAGGGGGUUGGGGAAGAGAUCAAGCUUGGUCGUUUGUUUAUGAUUGACCUUGCUGGGUCAGAGAGAGCCAAGCAGACUCAGAACAAGGGGAAGCGGCUGCAGGAGGGUGCCCACAUCAACCGCUCUCUCUUGGCGCUGGGGAACUGCAUCAAUGCUUUGGCUGAGGGUCAAGCAAAGUUUGUAAAUUUCAGAGACUCCAAGCUGACACGCCUUCUCAAGGAUGCCCUGUCGGGCAACUGUCGCACAGUAAUGGUGGCGCACGUGUCACCAUCUCACCACCACCGCGAGGAGACCAGGAACACACUUAUCUAUGCCGCCCGGGCCAGGAACAUCUCCUUGAAGACACACUCUAACAGGCUGAAUGUCACCUCCCAAGUGACGCAAUACAAGCAGAUGAUCACAGAGCUGCAGGAGGAAGUACAGCGACUCAAGGACAAGAUAGCAGACAACAACCAAGACUGUCGCGAUGGCUCAUCCCAGGACCUCAUGGAAACCACCCAGCAGAACACUGAAAGGCUACGUGGCAUAAAGAACAAACUGCUGAAAAAUUUUAGUGAUCAAAUGCUUCUCAGGAACAAGUUGAUAGACAUUGACAGCAACAUCUUGGCCCUGUCAAUGGAGCUGGAGCGCCAGAGCCUUGUGGUGUCAGAGUGGGAGGCGGAGCGCACUCGUCUAGAGCGGAACCGCACAGAACACCCUAAGGGACCUCUUGGGGAGGAGAUCAUUGACAUGGACACUGACAAGGAGAGAGAUGAGGACAGCGAGGACGACGAGCCUGAGGAAGUUACGCAGGCCUGGGAAGACCUCUUGUACUUGCAAAAAGAGAAGCAACGUUACUCAGAGAUGAGAGAGAGAGUAGAGGAGGAGAUGGCGGAGGUAAAGAAGUGUUCUCACAGCAUAGAAGAGGAUCUGCCCAACACCAUCACCAAUGAGGAGCACAAGGAAAUCAUCUCCCUCCUCUGCAAGGUUCACGAGCUGGAGAUCCAGAAAGUGGAGAUGCGGAGUGAGGCGCUGAUAAAGGAGUAUGAGUUGCAGCGGCGGGAGCUGGUCAUCAUGAGGUAUGACCAGCAGCGCUCCCUGUGUGACAGGAUCAUUACACGGCAGCGGCAGAUGCUGGACGCCCUUCAUGAAGGUUCAGAGAUGGACCAACACAUGCCUCCUGAGCUGCAGGAGCUGUAUGAAAUGUACCAGAUGGAGGCACAGUAUACCACCACUGACGGGAAGUAUGACCCCCAUAACUUGUUGAGGUGCCAUUCAGUUUUAUCACUGAGGGGAUCCACUGAAAGGCUGCCACCCAUUAAUGGCAGGGAACCAGAGAAGCUGUUUGACCGGCCUGCACGCCGCUACAGCCUUGGUGACGAAGGCCGAACUGAUAGUGUCCUCAGCCUGCGCAGCCCCACCAGCAGCUCAGCAUGCUCCUCAGUCCCUGGCACGGCCCCUGGCUCCCGUGUCCCCUCCCUGCCCCCCAUCAGUGGUGCCGCUCCCUUCAUGCCCUCACACACCUCAGUGGAAGGCUCCAAUCACUUACUGAGCCGACGGCAGGUGUCCCGUGGCCUGGCCAAUGCCCAUCUGGUGAAUGACUCAGAUCCAGACUCUCCAGGUGUCCCCAAAAGGCUGCAAAAGAAAUAUCUGGCAGACCCAGCUGAUGACAACCUGUCGGUGGUCAGUGUGCGGCUGGACAGCCCUCCCCGCAAGGCCAGGUCUCGGGUGCGGCCUGCUCCUCUCCGGCGUCGACCUCACUAUCCAGGUCGCCAUCUGUCAGCCUCCUCUAGUGAGGGAGAGUCUCCUACACGUCAUCACCGCAACAAGGGCUCCAAGCCUCCUCGCACCCGCCGCCGAGGCAAUAGUCUCAGUAGGUUGGAAAACUUCAAUCAAGCUGGAAUGUGGCCUUCAGGCAACCCAAGGAGACAGAGCAUCCCCUUGCAUCAACGCCGUGUGGAAGAACGUUUUCCGGUGGGCUUUGCUCUGCACCACUGAGACAAGUAGCAGGAGCAGAGCAGCAGGCUCACAACUGUAAGGAGUUGUGGGACCUGCAUGACAAGUGCCAUAACCUAGUAACAUUUGGAUGAGAGGAAUCUCAACCAAAGGACGUCACACUGCCAGGGAGGGAUUCGGUGUGCAGUGGUCCAGAUUAUUAGUCAAAUGCUACAAAUUACAAGCAAUACCUUGUAAAUGAAUCAGAACAAAUUGGUUUUCCUGGAAAAGCAGUUUGGCCUUCAUAUUGCUAUGCUGCAGACUAUAGAGGUACACAUUGAAAUGACAGAUGUAUAUAUAAUAGCAAAACAUUUCACUAUAGUGUUAAGUGAAGUAGUGCUUAAGAAUACCUCAUGCAGACCUACAUACCUAAAGUAGAAAUUGGAAAAAAGAUUGAAAUAUGCCAUACCAUACUAAUCACUUCUAUGAUAGGUUUCAUGGCAGUGGAUGCCAUGACAGUAUAUAAUUUUAUACAACUUGGCCUGUCAUUCUUCAACUGGCAUGGCAUUCAACUUGACUGGCAUUCUUCAUCAUGAAUCAGUGAUUCCCUUUCAUAGGAAACAGUGGAUCUUAUGUUUUUCAGUGCCAAAGAAAUGGCCAGGUAAAAUAUUUAAGGAGGAGAACUGCAAUUAUUGAACCUGAAAAGCAAGCCAAGUUACCCUCCCCUUUACUCUGACAGCCUUGGACCCUUGACUUUGGCAUCAACAGAUGGUUUAGAAGGGCAAUUCCUUGAGGAGUAACCACCUCAAAGUUGUACAUAUGGCCAAUAAUAGAAUAAAUCUACGGGUUGAUUCCAAGGCUUCGGGUGGCCAUGACCUUUAUUAUUACACUAUCAAAACAAAUACAUAUAUCUGAAUAAUUCUGUGAUCAUGUGGACUCUCAACAGCCUCACAAGCCAUUAAUAGAACCUUCCUAUUACUGAGGAUCACAGCAGAAUCCUUGGAGUGGAUAUAAAGUUGAUGCAGCAGCCAAAAGGGGAAGGAUUGAUGCUGCUCAAAUGUUAAGGAACAUAACCUGUACAUAGGCAGUGUAUUGUAUUGUAACUUUUGUUUUUGUUUUUAUUUUUUAUUACUUAAAUGAGAGAGAGAGAGAGAGAGAGAGAGAGAGAGAGAGAGUGGGGCGGGGUUUUAUUAUUCUCCAUCCACAGAUAAACAUAAGCUGAGAGAGAGAGGAAAUUUCCGUCCAUAUCCGUAGUAAGAUAACCGAGAAGUCUCCCAUGUAUCAAUAUGGUAUCUUUGUCUGAAAUAAAGAAUGAUUUUGUAUGACAUGAUUUUACAAUUCUUCCUUCUGGAAAAAAAAAAAAAAGGAAUGUACAGAGAUCGUCUAAUAAAUGGCUAAAGAAAAGAUGUUUGAAGAGGAAGAAAGCCUAUCAUUAUUGGGCCAAGAACAAAUUAAA